UUAGAGUUACCGACAUGUUUUGUAUUUUUUUGUAUUUUUUUUUUACCAUUGUUUUAUAGGGACACACAUUAACAGAUUUCUCCUACAGGGGAUUGAUAAAGAAAAGAAACACUUACUUUACCACAGCAUUGGCCUACUGAAUGUCACAGAUAUAUUUUAAGCAUUGGACUGAAUGCCACAUAAAUAUAUAAUUAUGUUUUUGAACGUUUGCAACGUUUAAAAGUUCAGGGAAAAGUAUAUGCCUCUACUGGUGUUGCUUAGGCCAAUAUCCUUGUGAGGCAGUCCAGUAUCGAUGGCAAUGGUUUAAUUAAUGAUCGCCCCGCCUACCUACAAUUACCGUAAUACCUAAAGCAAAGGCGAAUUUCAUUCUUCUAUUUUUAUAUUUAUAUAUUUAGCCACUUAUUCAUGCCAACUGGUAUACCUUCAUUCUCAAGUUAUCCACAUUCUAUAAACACAAAACCCGGCUAGAGAUGUGUUCAUAUUUCGGUAGCUCCCAUAAUAUGUCCAUAUAUUAGAGACGUAGCGGUGAAAACUGCUACCAGGUUACCACCCAAACGAGAACAGUGGCGGCGGGGCGGGAGACGUGAUGAAGAUACCGGAUUUGUUUAUGGAUAAAGUGAACUAAGUGGACAUCGCUUUGAGACUCUACUAUUGAAAUAAAAAUGCCUUAGCCUACAGCUAACCAGUACUAUCUUGAAGUUGGAAGCAAGUUGGGUUGUUCUCCAUGCAGCACACCCACCAUGGGGUGAUUCUUGAUCGACUACGAUUCCUGAUAAUGAAUCCCUGAAGGAAUAACAAAUGGCUUAUUUCACUUCCAACGACAUCCAACGACAGUGGUACUAGGAGACAUUGGACCACGUCACUAAGUGCGGAGGUGGAUGUUUCUGUCAUGUGUGGGUGAGAGCAGUGCAGCCUUGGAUCCAUCGUGGAACCACAAUCCGCCCGGGCGGCCAGCCUUUGGGCCGGAGACGCUACACACAAGCAACUACUCCCUGGUUCUGUUCAUCCAGCUCAGCCUGCUUUCCUUCGACUUGUUCGUCAACUCCUUCAGCGAGCUGCUGAGGAAAGAGCCUGCUGUCCAGCUUGUGCUCUUCAUUAUACAGGACAUCUCCAUCCUGUUCAACCUGAUCAUCAUACUCUUGAUGCUGUUCAACACCUACGUGUUCCAGAAUCUGCGUUGGCUGAACUCUAACCGAUUUAUUUGGACAGAUGGCCUACAGGUGCUCUUUGUCUUCCAGAGAGUUGUUGCCAUUUUGUACUACUACUUCUACAAGCGAACUACUGAGUACUUGGGGGACCCUCGACUCUACGAAGACUCAUCAUGGCUGCGGGAGGUCUUCGCUCGAGCCAGACAGUGAACCCUUGAGUGGUGGAAGGGGGGAAGGCCACCUUGUUCCAAUUCUAGAGCUGCAAACAACACACUGGCUGGGAGGAAGUUAGCAGUGGAUCAUUUGCAAACUAUACACUGAGAUCGGAAAAGGUGAUUGAUAAGGAAGACCAACACUGGGUAGUUGAUCCAUGGAGUGGGCCAGAAAGAACUUGUUGCUCUUGUAGAUGCUGUUAUACUUGUUUACAUGCUGAGGAUUUAUGUCUCCAGAGUACUCAACUUAUGGUAUACUUUAUUGUAAAUAUUAGAUAUAUGCCUAUUGGAAUUGUUUUAUACAGAUUGUAACGCCAUUUGUGAUAUCUUGUUUCACGUUUGUUAAAUUGAUCAGUCAUUUCAUGGCUAGACUGGCCUCAUGCUACAUGAGCUAACAGUAUUGGUAUAAACUGACAAACUGUCCAAUCUCAUUCACACAUCAAGUCGUCUUUCAAUGAUGUCAGCAUGGACCACAUUUUGUAAUUUCCUUAAUAACUUUUCAUACUUUUGCCCAUUGUAAAACUAUCCCUUAAAAAUCUUUGCACUAAUAAGAAAAAUAGGCAUCAGUAGAAUUGUAAUUGUAUUUUUAUAAUUAUGUUUUUUCAAUUGGUGAUUGAUAUAUCCAGGUAUAUAAAGUAAUUAUCUAAUAUACACAAUAAAACAAAACACAGAAACUGAUGCUUGUUCUAAACUCAACAAAAGAAAAUGCUCAGGUUAAUCAAAUGUUCCUAAUAAAACCUAAAAUAAAAUAGAAUAUAAAUCUUAAGGCUCUGGAGGGAAGUGAACUGAAAUGUUAAAGCUAACAAAUGAACAUGCAUCCCACUCCUAUGUCUAAGUGUUUUACCAAUAAUUUAAUAAAUUAUAAAUUAUAUAGGCACGUCUACAUCUCUGUUUUCCACGUAUUGUGGCCCUGUUAAUUUCAAUAAAAUUAUGAUUAUG
This is a messenger RNA of Gadus macrocephalus (Pacific cod), 2299 nucleotides long. Its product is annotated as transmembrane protein 138-like. The transcript is spliced from 5 exons. The record is from RefSeq and is a predicted model, not a curated record. Bases 879 to 1358 code for a protein of 159 amino acids. Lineage: Eukaryota; Metazoa; Chordata; Actinopteri; Gadiformes; Gadidae. Gene Ontology annotation, cellular component: cilium.